Messenger RNA from Diorhabda carinulata, 6381 nucleotides. RefSeq names its product poly(A) RNA polymerase gld-2 homolog A-like. The transcript has 7 exons. The record is from RefSeq and is a predicted model, not a curated record. NCBI's taxonomy places the organism in Eukaryota, Metazoa, Arthropoda, Insecta, Coleoptera, Chrysomelidae. Gene Ontology annotation, cellular component: cytosol. Bases 241 to 1971 code for a protein of 576 amino acids. Gene Ontology annotation, molecular function: poly(A) RNA polymerase activity.
CGUCUUGUUAGGAAUUUUGGGGCUGUCAAAUAUAAGGUGAUUUUGAAAUAAUUUUUUAUAUUUUUCGGUUUUAUGUUAGUAUUUUUUGUGAACUAAAAAAGUGCUAAUUAAAAUUCAUUAAAAGGAUGUGAAUUUAUUAAUAAAAUAAAACACAUCUUUUUUUUAUUUGUCUGUGGAUUACUUUCGUAAUUUUUUCACGAUAAAAAAACCGACUUGUUGAAGCUUUUUUUUCUUUCGAAAAUGGAGUUGGAACCUCAAGUUAUGACAAAUAAUAAUUUAGAUAUGUUAACAGAGACAAUGUUUUAUGAUAUUCUCACACAUACUUCGUAUCCAGUAAAUAAUUAUAAGAAUACCGAAAAAGAUGAAUUCGAAAAUUUGACGAAUAAAGAAACAAAAAUGUUGAAACAAAACGUGACGCUGGUAGGUUUUCCAGUAAGUGUAAUGCCACCGCCACCUCACAAAAUAGUUAAUUACGCAAAUAGUAAAGUAAAAAGGUAUCACCCUAGAGAUUCGUCGAGACAGAGGGAUACUUACCGACCCAUAUCGCCUAAAGGGUACGAUAGCGACGAGAGUUGUACAUCAUAUUCUUCAAGAGAAACCCCACCGCAUAACAGAAAUAAAUAUAACAACUCGAGAUUGGAAGAUAAUAAUGUAGUUUUCGACAAAUAUAAUCAAAAUUCUAAUAUUUACCACAAUUCUCACGUUCAAUAUCAUUCUAAUAUUCAACAAAAUUAUAAUACCAAUACAAACGGGUAUUUCAACAAAUAUAGAUAUACAAACAAUAAUAAUAAUAAUAACAAUAAUGGGAAUAAUACAAAUGGUCGUCAAAAACAUGGUAAUUAUAAACAUAGUAUGGAUAAUAUGAUAAAAAGGGCGCACGGCUUAGUGGAAAGGUUUAAAUCGAGAUCGAACGUAAUGAAAAUAGAACCGAACCCUCCUACAUUAUCCACGGGAACAAUGUGGGACCAACUUAACCAAGAAAUAUGGAACGUUUUCAGUAGUAGGGCUCAAAAAGAGAAAACUUACGAUAGCAAAAUCGAUUUAUGGAAAAAUCUAUUUUUAUAUAUAAGGAAAUGUUUAAAUAGUUACGGUUUAUUUAUGGUCGGUUCAACGAUGUCUGGUUUCGGUUUGGAAAGUAGUGACAUCGACAUGUGUCUAUUGACUAAACCGGUUUCUAGUGAUCCUCGAGCCGAUUCCCUACACCAUUUAAAUGCCAUCAAGCAUUUAUUGGCGAAACACGAUUCCGCCGGGGAUGCCGAAUUGAUAUUGGCCAAAGUGCCGAUUUUGAAAUUCAAAGAUAAAGAAACCGGUUUCGAAAUUGAUCUGAAUUGCAAUAAUUCCGUCGGUAUAAGAAAUACGCACUUAUUGUACAGUUACGCCCGAUUGGAUUGGAGAGUUCGCCCUUUGGUGAUCGUGGUGAAGAUUUGGGCGCAAGCGAAUUGUAUAAAUGACGCUAAAAAUAUGACAGUUUCCAGUUAUUCGUGGGCGUUGAUGGUCAUCCAUUAUUUACAAUGUGGGGUGGUACCGCCGGUGUUGCCGUGUCUCCACGGCCUCCUACCGGAAAAAUUCAAUCACCUCAACGAAAAUCACACGAUGGACGUCCAAGAAGACCUGCCGACGAUAAAAGAUUUCCGUUCGGAUAAUUUGUUGGGUCUUUCUCAACUUUUGAUCGGUUUUUUUCAAUAUUACGCCAAUUACGAUUUCAAUAAUUACGCCAUAUCGGUUAGAGCGGGUUCCAGUUUACCUAUAGACGAAUGUCGAUUCGCGAAAGCGCCCAAAAACGAUCCGCAUCAAUGGAAAUUUAUGUGUAUAGAGGAGCCGUUCGAUUAUACGAAUACCGCUCGGUCGGUAUUCGAUUUGGAAUCGUUCAAACAUAUCAAAAAUAUAAUAACGGCUUCCUACGAGGUACUCUCGACGACUAAAUCGUUGAAUAGUAUAUUGCCAUUGAAUUCCAAGUACGAAAUAAGAUGAUGCUGAUCGUAUAACGAACCUAAAUAAUAUUGAAAAUCUAUUCGGUUUUGCGUGGAUCUAUUUUUUUGUUUUUUUUUAUUUGUAGAAAGAAUCUUUAGGUCGUCAUCGAUAGUUUUGGUUAAUUUGUGGUAUUUAUACAUCGUUUGAUGAUUUUUAGUUGCGUUCGGGAAUUUCUGUUGAACUUUCGAUAGUUUUUGUUCUAUUUCUCACAGUUUUUCAACAAUUUCUAUUAAUUUUCAAACAGUUUUUGUCAAUUUCCCACCUUUAUACAUUAUUUAACGAUUUUUAGUAACUAUUGUUAAACUUUUAACAAUUUUUGUUGCAAUUAAACAGUUUUUGUUCUAUUUCUCACAGUUUUUCAACAGUUUCUAUUAAUUUUCAAACAGUUUUUGUCAAUUUCCCACCUUUAUACAUCAUUUAACGAUUUUUAGUAACUAUUGUUAAACUUUAACAAUUUUUGUUGCAAUUAAACAGUUUUUGUUCUAUUUCUCACAGUUUUUCAACAGUUUCUAUUAAUUUUCAAACAGUUUUUGUCAAUUUCCCACCUUUAUACAUCAUUUAACGAUUUUUAGUAACUAUUGUUAAACUUUUAACAAUUUUUGUUGCAAUUAAACAGUUUUUGUUCUAUUUCUCACAGUUUUUCAACAGUUUCUAUUAAUUUUCAAACAGUUUUUGUCAAUUUCCCACCUUUAUACAGCAUUUAACGAUUUUUAGUAACUUUUGUUGAACUUUCAACAAUUUUUGUUGACAUUAAUCAGUUUUUGAUAAAUUUUUAACAGUUUUUGAACAGUUUCGAUUAACUUUCAAACGGUUUUUGUUAGGUUAUAUUAAGCGUUAAAAUUUUCGAUUAAAUUUCAACUUUUUCAGACCACUUUUUGCCUGAGUAACUAGUUAGGCUAGUUUCCCACAGUGUUGAUCCAUUAUCAAUAAUUUUGAUUAAUAUUUCUCUAUUUUACAACAGUUUUUGUUCAACUCCCUACAGUUUUCACCGUCACCAAUAAUUUUUGAUCAAUUCCCUACAAUGUUUUCCAGAUUUCAACACUUUUUGAUCAAUUUCCCACAUUUUUUUCUAUUUUCUAACAGUUUUUAUCUAUUAACCACAGUUUUUGAUCAUGCCCUACAGUUUUCACCGCCACCAACAAUUUUUUAUCAAUACCCCACAAUUUUUUUCAGUUUCGAACACUUUUUGAUCAGUUUCCUACAGUUCUUUCUAUUUUCCAACAGUUUUUGUAUAUUAACCACAGUUUUUGAUCAAUCUCUACGCAUUUUAAUCAAUUUUCUACAGUUUAUGCCUGAUAAUUACAAUUUUUGACCAAUUUCCUGCAGUUUUUUCUAUGUCCCAACAGUUUUUGCCCGAUUUUCAACAGUUUCGUAUAAUAACCAACAGUUUUGAUCAACAUUCAAGAGUGUACAUCCAAUUAUCAACAUAUUCCGACCAUUUUUCAACAGUCUUUGAUUACUUUCCAAAAAUAUUUCUUGAAAUUUCAAUUUUAACCACCGUCGGUGAUUUUCCGUUCAAUUUUCUUAUCUCUAUGGUUUUUUUUUUACUUUCAAAUGCGCCUAUCGGUUUAAUUUUCUAGUAAAAGUUCGAAAACAGCUUGAAAAAAUUGUAUUUUCCCGGAAAACCGAGUACGUUUUCAUAUAUACCGCUUGAAACAUUCCAAGAUGUAUUUUACCGAAAACGUGAGAAUGAGGUUAUGUACGUAUGUAUGUAUGUGUGUGUGUGUGCGUGUCAAUGUAAUUGUUCGUUAUUCUUUUCCUUUGUUUUUUGUUAUUGAAUUGACCAUGUUCUAAAAAAUCCGCAAAUUUGGUGAUUUUUACAAGACGUGGCAACGCGUCAAUCUCGAAAAUUCUUCUUUUUUACACUCACUUUCAAUUGAACCUGGUCAAUAUUUUCGUGUUGUAAUAAAUAUUAAGUAAAAUUUAAAAAAAUCAAAUAAAACAAAAUGCUCGUCGUGAAAUUUUUCAAAUCCGUGGCGAGUCAAAAAAAAACACGUGAAUGUUUUUAGUUUAAAAAAAAAUAUCUAUACGCUUAGAUUUUGCGCGCCAAAAAGGUCGCAAAACGCUGUAAAUGAUACAUAUCAAACAACGGGUGCAUUUAUAACACACCCUAGCUGCCACCCUUAAUAUAAAAAAACAGAAAAAAAUAAGCAAACUUAUAUAUAAUAUACACCUACGUUUUUUUAGUAGUUUUUUUCUGGGUGUACAUUGAAAUUUUUUGUUUUCAGAUGUUUAUACAUAGGUGUAAAUUUACUUAUUAAAAAAAUAUUAAAAACCUCGACUAUUUUGUUAUACUUGACAACAACGCCUUAUAUAUUCGAAAUUCACUAGAUUUUUUUCACAUUUUCUCGUUUUAAUCAUUCCCGAAAUCAAAUUUCCCGCUUUUUAAUCUAAUUCAUAAUUUACACUUAUCGAUUCGUUCCGUCUAAUUCUUCUUUUUCUUGAUAUUUUCACGAUAUUAAAUUCGUGUUUAUGUAGCUGCGUAAACUAAUGAAAAAAGUCCGGUGAUUAGAGAAGUAGUUGAUGCGUCGUUGUCAAGUUUCGGUUUGUUUAAUAGAAUUUUAUGAUCGAGGUGAAUAAAAAAAAAUAAAAAAAGUUUAACUAAAAAAAAAAAAUUAAAUAUUUGUGAUUGAACCUAUUUUGAUCUCUGAAAUGGUGAUUUAGGUAUUAAGUAUAUUCGUUUAAAUGAAAAAUGUUGUACAUCUUCUGGAAUUUAAAAGAUCUGGCAACGACUUAAUAAAUACGAAAAAGAAUCCUAAUUAGUACAUUCAAUUUUAAAUUUCAGAAUAUUCAACUACGUAAAUUUAAAGCAAAAAGUUGUUACAUGAAAAUAAAAAUAGUCACUACGUGCCAAAUGCGUAUAAUACGAAGGAAAUAAAACUAAUAGUGUGGAAAUUUCAAUUUGUGGUAAAAUCAAAUUUCGAGGUUAAUAAUUUGACUACAAAUUGAUGUUUCCUGAAUACGAGGUGCGUUUGUAAAAUAUUUUUUUUAUACCACUUUUACUUUCGAAAAACAGUGAUACCAAAUCGGACGAUAAUUUUCCAGAUUGUGUUAGAUCAGGUAAAUAAAAAGUAAGUUCUUUCAGCAUGUUAAUUAAUCCGGCGAAAAAACAAUCUGAUGUGUGAAUUUAAGGUGGUGACAUUGGUUUUUUGUUCAUUUUGAUGCUAAACUGACGUAAAUUCGUAUAAUAUGUCACACGGUGCUAAAUCCGGCGAUUAAAAUGGAUACUAUUCUGAAAUUAUGUCCAGGAAAUGAAUUUUUCAUAAUUUUUUCUAGUGUUUCCAUUUAUUUUGACGUUUAAUGUACGCCGAAUAGUGUAUUAUGUCACACGGUGCUAAAUCUGGCGAUUAAAAUGGAUACUAUCGUGAAUUUUCGUUUGGAAAGGAAUUUUUCAUGAUUUUUUUAACGUUUCCAUUUAUUAUAACGUCAAAUGUACGCCGAUACGUUCAUUAUGUCACACGGUGCUAAAUCCGGCGAUUGAAAUGGAUACUAUUCUGAAAUUAUGUCCAGGGAAGAAAUUUUUCAUAAUUUUUUUUAUUGCUUCCACUUAUUUUGACGUCAAAUGUACGCCGAAACGUUUAUUAUGUCACACGGUUCCAAAUCUGGCGAUUAAAAUGGAUACUAUCGUGAAUUUUCGUUCUAAAAGGAAUUUUUUAUGAUUUUUUUCAACGUUUCCAUUUAUUAUGACGUCAAAUGUUCGCCGAUACGUUCAUUAUGUCACACGGUGCUAAAUCCGGUGAUUGAAAUGGAUUCUAUUCUGAAAUUAUGUCCAGGGAAGAAAUUUUUGAUGAUUUUUUUCCAAUAUUUCGAUUCAUUUUGAAAUCGAAUGUACACCGGUAUGUUUAUUAUGUCACACGGUGCUAAAUCCGGCGAUUAAAAUGGAUACUAUCGUGAAUUUACGCCCCUAAAGGAUUUUUUACUAAUUUUUCCAUUUUUUGACACGGUUAUGAUUAUAUCUGAUUAUUUCGUCGCGCGGUGCUAGAUCGGGUGAAAAAGGCGGUCGGUUUAAUAUAUAUUUGGUAAUUAUCUAUUGAACGCCCCUCGUAUUUUUUCACUUUCCGAUUUCUGGUGUUUAGAAUAAAAUUUAUUAGACAAUAUGUAAAUGUCGAAUACAAUAAUUGAUAAACAAUAAAUUUGUAGAACAAAAAAAAAUAUAUAUUGUCAUUUUUCUUCUUCUUGUCGCGUUUUUUUUUGGAUUACGAAAAAAUCUUUUCGAUUAUUGCGUCUUGUAGGACGCGUUAGUUGGAAAUAUUCAAUUUUUUCACGUAGGAAAAUAUUAUUAUCAAAUUUGAAUUGUAAAGCUCGACAAGUUUUAUUUUUUUCAUAUAAUCUUGUCGGGCUAUUUUUUUUCGAACAUUCUGUAUGGUUUAUUCAAAUAAAGUCUAAUAAAAAAUUGCAUUUUUUCUUAAA